AUAUACAAUGCAUUUUGUAUUAUAAAAAAUAUAUGUUUUAUUUACAUGCAAUACAUAACCUUAAAAUGAAUACCUUGCACAACAAUAUUGAUUUGUAUAAAAGUAUCAGCUAUAAUUGACAAAUGGUUUUUAUUGUAUACAAUGCCUAGGAAAACUGCCGCAGGCUUUGUUAUAUUCCGUAGAAUUUGCGGAAAAAUAGAAUAUCUAUUAUUACAAACGUCUUACGGUAUACAUCACUGGACACCACCAAAAGGACAUGUGGAUCCAGGAGAAACAGAAAUGAUAACGGCUCUCCGUGAAACUCAAGAGGAAUCAGGACUCUUAAAGGGUGAUAUCAAAAUAUAUGAAAAUUGCAAAAAAGUUUUGAAUUAUGAAGUUAGUGGUGUUCCAAAGAUUGUGAUAUAUUGGUUGGCUGAAUUAAUAAAUCCGAAUGCCAAAGUUAAAUUAUCAGAUGAACAUCAAGACUACAAAUGGUUGAAUAUCGAGGAAGCGUGCAAAUAUUCUGAAUAUAAAGAUAUGCAGGAAGUUUUGGCAGAAUUUGAUAGCUUCAUCAAUAAGGAGUGUGUUUCCUGAAUUUAUUGCAUUUUUUAUUUGUAUUAUAAAUUUGCAUAAGAAAAAUAAAGAAAAAAUAGUGUAGAUA
Molecule: messenger RNA, 640 nt
Organism: Anoplophora glabripennis (Asian longhorned beetle)
Lineage: Eukaryota; Metazoa; Arthropoda; Insecta; Coleoptera; Cerambycidae
Product: bis(5'-nucleosyl)-tetraphosphatase [asymmetrical]
Exons: 2
Coding region: 142-573 (143 amino acids)
Biological process (GO): ATP biosynthetic process; AMP biosynthetic process
Molecular function (GO): bis(5'-nucleosyl)-tetraphosphatase (asymmetrical) activity
Source: RefSeq, a predicted model, not a curated record